CCCGGAAAUAACAUAAAUGACCCCAACCCAUGCCUCAAUCCUAAAUCGUCUCUUGACAGCAUUUUGUUCCUUUUUCCAUUUUAUCGUCGGAAAGUGAAAUCUAUUCAUCAUAUAUAGAAGGUAAGAAAUAACUUGCCACCAUGUUCCUCACCCUGAUGCUUCUGCGGAACAGCAUCCCUGGGAAGCAGUGGAUUGGAAAGCAUCGUCGUCCACGGGCGGUAACGUGGCAGAUGAUACGCAACACGGUGAAGCACCUGGAGCGUGAGAGGGCGAACGAGUACUGGAUCAGCCGGCCGUACAUGACCCCGGAGCAGGAGUACUGCCACGCCGCGGAGCGCAGAGCCCAGAACUGGACCAAGAUCAAAGAGGCCAAGUUCUGCAAUUUCCCCAAACACAAGAACAUGACGGAUCAUCUGAGUCACCUCAAUAUCACCAAGACGUGGUCAAGUUAAUGCGAUGGGAGAUGGGACUGUCUUCACAAUGUGACAUGUUUGUGCAAGAAAGCUUGGUUUCAUGGAAUCAAGACUUUGCAUGUCAGUUGAAAAGACACCAUGAAAAGUCAAGACUCCAUCCGCCUCCGUGAAACAAAUGUGUAAUCUUUUUGUGUUUUUUGUUUUUGUAUCAGUCUGAAUCUACCCUGCAACAGGACUGUAAUAGCUCCACACUCAGUGAUGCUCAUUGGAUAAAAACUGCUUAACAUUAA
Molecule: messenger RNA, 703 nt
Organism: Trematomus bernacchii (emerald rockcod)
Lineage: Eukaryota; Metazoa; Chordata; Actinopteri; Perciformes; Nototheniidae
Gene: mrpl57
Product: mitochondrial ribosomal protein L57
Exons: 2
Coding region: 141-452 (103 amino acids)
Biological process (GO): mitochondrial translation
Cellular component (GO): mitochondrial ribosome
Molecular function (GO): structural constituent of ribosome
Source: RefSeq, a predicted model, not a curated record